Molecule: messenger RNA, 192 nt
Organism: Paramuricea clavata
Lineage: Eukaryota; Metazoa; Cnidaria; Anthozoa; Malacalcyonacea; Plexauridae
Source: the annotation of a GenBank genome assembly
AUGAGGAGAUACGAGGAAAAGGAUACAAACGAACAAUUGGACCACGAUGAACACGAGGAAGACGAAGACUAUAAUGAAGUUGAUAUCGAACACGAUAACGAAGAAGCAAACGAUGUUAAUGUAGAACCACCAAUGGCAAGGCCGGAACGCGAAAGACAGCCACCAGCUUGGCUCAGAGACUAUGAAACAUAA